CUCUGCAUAACUCCGCCCUCCAUAAUACUUACACGCGCAGCGCCAUGAAAACGUAUGCAUUAAAUCAAGCUCGUAACUAUGGCAUAUUAGGAUUGUUCGGUUAAAGUAAGAGACAAGAAACUGUGAGUAUUAUGUGAUCCGCUUAUAAUCUGUCUAUAACGCCAUAUUUUAAGCGCGUUCAACAAAAUUAAAAAGGAAAACUUGACUUUCAACUACUCUCUUUGUCUGGAACAAAGAGGGCGUGUGUAGACUUGUUGAACUUGAGUUUGCUUACAGUAGCAGAUUUUACUUACAUGCGAGAUGGAGGGGCAGGAUUUAGUGGCAGCAGAGUGCUUAGUGGCCAUGUCGAAUUCUCUUGCCAAGAAUUUGGCAAUCAAAGAAAGCAGUAGUGACGAAAGUGACUUUCAGGACAGUGAUACAUCGCCAGCGUUUCGUCCCUCCUCAUGUUCGGAGCACGCAACAGCUGAUCGAGACAAACGUGACCCCUCUUUGUUUAUGGUGGCGAGGAUCCUUGCAGAUCUUAAUAAAGUUCGUCAGACAACCCCAAGCCCAGUGGAUCACGGUUAUGAAAGUGAUGAAAUGAACCAAAUGGACAUGUCACCAGAAAGUCCGACAGGUCUUUUCGUUGAUAUCCCAAAUGACCACCAAUCUAUGAUCAAAUCCGUUCACAAGGGUAACAAGCGGAGAGCGGUGUCUAUGUCCCCAGUUUCAGAUUUAGAUGACUCCAGUAGCACAUGUUCCAGACCUAAGAAGAAGGCAAAGAGAGGACAGCAACAUAACCAGGGGAAGAGACUUCAUAAAUGUACAUUCAGGGGGUGUGAGAAAGCAUAUGGGAAGAGUUCUCACCUGAAAGCACACUUGAGGACACACACAGGGGAACGACCUUUUGCAUGUAAUUGGCCAGAAUGUGGAAAGCGAUUUGCCAGAUCUGAUGAGCUAGCCCGCCAUUAUAGGACCCACACUGGGGAGAAGAACUUUGUGUGCCCUAUCUGCGACAAGAGGUUCAUGAGAAGUGAUCACCUAAAUAAGCAUGCUCGCAGACAUCCAGAAUUUGACCCCAGCAUGUUGAAGAAGGGCGGAGCAGUCCCACCCAGAAAAGAAUCCACCAUUGUAGAGUUCCCUCACUUCUCAGCAGCUGAAUCUUCAAGUGUAGGACCAUAGGCCUCCUGCAUCUGUCAUGUGCACAUUUCAGUCUGUUGACUCUUUAUUUUCAUUGUCUAUCUUUAGAAUCAGGUUCAGUAACCAUGUCAGGUUAUGUUUUAUUAUUUUCUAGACAUGUCAUCUUUCCCAGCAAAAGUUUGAGCAAUUUUGCUAUAAACUAGAAUUCUUAUUCUUUCUUCAAACACACUAAAGUAAAAUAAUGGUUUACAUAUAUUUAUCAUAAUGCAUUUAUAUUUAUGCAUUUGGGGGGAUGUUUUCAUGCAAGAAGCCACAAGUACUUUUGAGAUUAUGAAGUCUGUGCAUUUAAAGAACUUAAAAAGGAUCUUACCCCAGCCAGGCUAUGUGUUGAGGAUGAAAAUAAGUGUAUAUAUUUAUGUAUCUAUAUAUCAAAAGGCAUGGCCAACUGAGUUAACAGCUUCCAAUUCAGUAUUGAUGACAAUUGUCAUUUACUACAAGUAAUAGUACAAAGCACUAGAUUACCUCAGAUGCCAUAAACUUGCAGUGAGGUGAUAUGCUGGAGCACUUCUCAGGGGGGGAGGGGGUUUGGUGAUGAGCAGUUUAUCUUAUCUUGUACUGUUAGCUGCUUGUAUAAGUAGAAGUUUAGCAUUUUGUAAGAUCUGAUAGAGGAUUUCCAAGAUGGCCUGUCAUCCAGGAUAAAUUAAUGAGAAAUAUGCAUUAAGUUGUAUGCAACUUGUUUCCUCUACUGAUAUUUGGUUAUGGCUAAAAGAGAAAAACUUAUUUAAUGUUUAAAUUUUAUUCUUUAUGGUUAGAUUGCUUGCCUAUUUUCUACCCUUUUGAGACUGAAGAGACAUGAAAUCGCUCUCAAAUAUUAGCAGAAGGUGAAACACCUGCUAAUUUGCCAAAUUCAGGUAGUAGUUACCACUUGAAGCAGAAGAAAUAUAUUGAUUCUUUGACAAUACUUAUUAAACCUAUAGUGGAAAUGGUACAAUGACUAUAUAAGUAUUUAAUAAUGGUGCACAGGUGUCGCAGUCAUGUUAUACUUAUAUGUCCAGUGCGAUAGUGUUCGUUCAGUUAUGGAACUGUAUUUCGAAUCCCAUUUUAACUUAAAGGCUAAACAGAGCUGAUGGGCUUUGAAAUGAUUUUCAUCAAUAUAGAUAUAAAAUACAGCUGAAUCUUUCAGUGUGGUGCACUGUUUUACUUAUAUCAGCUGCACUAUUGUCACUGAUGAAAGUGAAUACAACAUUUCGGUUUCAUUCACGUGUAGUCAGCAUGGCAAGGCUGUUAUAGUGUCUGUCCUUAUAAUUGAUAGGCACUGAACAUAAUUGUUGCAAGACAUUGGGCUGUCUGGUGCUUGCUGUUUUCUUAUGAAAUCUGCUGGAGUUAAUUAAUGUGAAUAUAUUUAUAUAUGAAGGUUGAUGAAGAGAUCUAAAGUUAAUGUCACUGAGUGAAGCCUGCUGAGCAGUGCUUAGAAUUGAAUAUAGUUUUAUACUAAAAAGAAAGAGGGUGUGCUUCGUGGAAUAGCCAUGCAAUUGGUGCAUUUCACUUCAUUCUAAAGGAAGGCAGAGCUGAAAAGAAAGUUCAUUUUUUCAUCAAGCUUUUUUAAGCUUGGUAUCUUGGUACUAUUUUAGUACAAAGUAUAUCUUAAGUGUACUGGAUAUAAUAGAGUUUUCUGUGGAACAUGUUGCAUUUUUCAUUUCAACAUGGUUUCAUAGCAAUAUGUACAAAUCUUAUCAUAAUUUCAGUUUGAUGUUGAAUCAUUAUUAUCAUUUUCUUUGCUUUUAGUAUUGUGAAAAAAUCAAAAGAAAAAAUAGUAUAGUGUUUUGGUUACAUGUAAAUUCAGUUUGUGAUUGAAUAUAUUAUUUGUAAAAGCAUUUACUUGCACACUUCACAUUUAUCUUAUUUGUGAUCAGUAUGUUCUGUUUUAUCUCAACAGGAGUACUAAUUGUGUCAUAUAUAACUGUAUGUGUAUAGCUAUACAGACUGUAUAGUGCUUUUCUUUUAGAAUUUUUGAACUGCUUUGUUUUAAGAUAAGUCUUUAUCGAAUCCACUGUGUACAUAGUCCUUCAUCUGUAUAUAUAUAUAUAUAAAUAUAUAUCUUUUAAUCAGCAGUGUACUUAAAGACGAGUGAAUGUGACAGUUGUGCAGCACUCUCCUCUAACACAAUCAAAGCAAUAUGGUGUGUAGUUGAGAAAUUGACUGGUGUGGUUUUAAAUAUGAGAAUAAACCACAUUAUUUUAUUACUGAUUCAAGUUUAAGGUAAAAUGUACAGUAUUUAUUUUAUAUAUUUAAGAAUAAAGAAUGGUUGUUCAAAAUAUUU
Molecule: messenger RNA, 3439 nt
Organism: Lingula anatina
Lineage: Eukaryota; Metazoa; Brachiopoda; Lingulata; Lingulida; Lingulidae
Product: Krueppel-like factor 9
Biological process (GO): regulation of transcription by RNA polymerase II
Molecular function (GO): RNA polymerase II cis-regulatory region sequence-specific DNA binding; DNA-binding transcription factor activity, RNA polymerase II-specific
Source: RefSeq, a predicted model, not a curated record